AUGUUGUUUCAGUCAUUAUUUACAGAUUACACAAGUGAUGUGAUUGCAACCGCUGCUUUUGGUGUAGAAACUACCGCCACCCUCACAGGAAAAGACCCUAUCAGAACUGUGGCCAAGACCCUAAUGACCGUCGACUGGUACAAAGGAUUAUGUUGGAGUACUAUAUUUUUCUUUCCGAAAUUGGCGGAAUGUUUGAGAUUUCCAGUAUUUCCUGAAUCAUCGACUCAGUUCUUUAAGAAAGUAUUUGAAACUGUUUCAAAGCAAAGAAGAGACAAUGGAAUAAAGGACAUAAAAGAUUUACUUGACGCUUUACUUAAGCUUAAGGACGAUGAUUUAGAAAAUAAACAAGGGUAUACCGAUAACGAUAUUUGGGCCCAGGCUCUGACAUUUCUAUUUGCAGGUUCUGAAACCUCAAGUUCUGUUUUGAGUUUCAUUUUGUAUGAAUUAUCAUUCCGACCACAACUACAGGAGAAAAUGUUUGAAGAGUUAAUAGAGGCGAAGAAAAGUCAAAACGGUUCCUUGGAUCUCACUAUACAAGCUGAUUUAAAGUAUUUAAACUGUGUUUUUAAUGAAGCGUUACGCAUGUAUCCUCCCCUGGGAUGGCUGGACAGAGAGACAAUAAAUGACUAUAAGAUAGACGAGAACCUGACUAUACCCGCGGGAACACCGAUUUAUGUCAACGGGAUUGGAAUGCAGUACGACAGCGACAUUUAUCCGGACCCUGAGACCUUUAACCCCGAAAGGUUUUUGCCCGAGAAUGAGAAAGACCUGAAGCCAUUCACUUAUAUGCCAUUUGGAGAGGGCCCAAGGAGCUGUAUAGCAAAGAGGUUCGGUCAGAUAUCAGUGAGAAACGCUAUGUCACACUUAAUACUAAAUUUCAAGUUUAAACCACUGCCGGGAGCACCGAAGCCUUCAGAGGUGAAAUACGAAAAUAAACAUCUCCUUCUGGUACCUGGAGAAAGCCUUUUUAUCGAUUUUGAACCAAGAAAUGUAUCUUUCGGUUUAUAA
Messenger RNA from Pieris macdunnoughi, 1008 nucleotides. The record is from the annotation of a GenBank genome assembly. Lineage: Eukaryota; Metazoa; Arthropoda; Insecta; Lepidoptera; Pieridae.